GGUUCAGUGACAUGUCAUGGUGAUAAAGUGAAGAAUGCCAACUGUCCUAAAGAUCAAUACAUGGUGGUCAAGUUUGCAUCUUGUCGUGGAUUGCUUGCACCAAAAACAUGUGGUUCAAGUGAUGAUUAUAGUUGUGAAGUUGAUGUAACAUGUCGUGUUAAGAAACAAUGCGAUGGUCUACAUGAGUGUAAUAUAACUGUGGAUGACAAUUUGUUCUCUGUUGAUCUAUGUCCUGGAUUGUCAAACUAUCUUUACUUUGAAUAUCAAUGUAUUGAUACUGUGAAACCUUACAAAGAACCUUGUGGUAUGCAUGGGUAUAAGUAUGAUAAUUCGAGUUGCGCACAAGACAGGACCAUGGUGUUUAAAAAUGUUGAACUUCGAUUUUGCACACACUUGUCACGUGCAUGUUACCCACGUAAUAGAAAAUAUCCAUUAUAGCCUUACAUGGCAAAAUAAUCAGUAACUUAAGUUGUUUUUUUCGUGUUUUGUAGUUCAUGAUGUGUCUCUAUCAAAUUCAUCUCUACCUUACGAAGGUCUUGUACAAAUUACCACUGAUAGUGGGACCAAGAAUGUUUGUUGGGAAAGUUUACAACAAAAUCACAGGGCCAAGGAGACUGUUUGUCGUCACCUGGGAUACAGUUAUGGCGCAUACUUCCUUGUUAAAAUAACCACUCCACCGGAUGCCAAAAAUGCAACAUUUUCUGGAAGUUUUGACUGUAGUUAUCGAGACAGAUACUUAUCCCAGUGUUCAAUUAAUUCUUCGGCUAGCGAAAGUUGUUCUGAGUUAGCAUACAUACAAUGUAAGUGUGACAAGAUGAAACGAAUAGAAUGCAGAGAUAAAAGAAAGUAGUAAAAGAUAUAAAAAGAAAUAGAAAAUAAAUAAAUAGAGAAAGAAUGAAAGAACAACCUUAUUGGGGUCAAUCUGAUCGUUCAUGAAAAUUUAGAAUGCUUAACUUUUUAUAUUUUAGGUGGUCAAUGGGUGUAUCAUAAACGGAAAUAUAAACCACUAUUACAAGAUAAACGAAGGUUUCCAGAUUCGUCAUUUAGUGCUUCUGCUUCUUCAGAAGGUCACAGUGCUUUUGAUGCAAGAAUAUCUAGUGGUAGUUCUUGGUGUGCUCCUGUCUCAAAUGACACGCAUUAUCUUCAAGUGGACUUAGGAAAACAGUAUGAGAUCUCUUAUCUCGUGACAUAUGGUGACAGUACCAGCCCAAAAUGGGUGACCACGUAUAUACUGCAUUACACCAUUGACUUGAACUGGAAAACCAAAGGGGUGAGAAGGAAUGAUAUAACUAAAAAAUGAUAUCAUAGCAUGUACUUAUUUAGCAUAUUGUUGUGACUUCUUUUUGUUAACGAUGCAUCUCUCACCAUUCUUGUUGUAGAUACGUCGAGGAAACAAGAAUGCUUACGAUCUUGCAGCUUGGGAAUAUUUAUAUUAUAUUUACGCAAGAGCAUUACGAUUCAUUCCAUUGACAUACGUAGGUCAACCGUGUAUGAGAAUUGAGAUUUGGGGUAGAAGUAAGUGUUUGUUUGUUUGUUUGUUUGUUUGUUUGUUUGUUUGUUUGUUUGUUUGUUUGUUUGUUUGUUUGUUUGUUUGUUUGUUUGUUUGUUUGUUUGUUUGUUUGUUUGUUUGUUUGUUUGUUUGUUUGUUUGUUUGUUUGUCGGUAUGUUAAUUCGAUCCUCCUUUUACAAAAACAAUUUAUUACACACUCAAAAAUUAUAUUUUAUACUUUUUCUUAUAGCUAUGUUACCAGACGAACCAACAAACCUCACCGUCACUAACAUCACGUCUAGAAGUGCUGAAAUAUCUUGGCUAGAUCCUAAAAAUCGAGGAAUAUAUGGUCUUUCACGCUUUCGAAUUAAACUGAAGAAAGAAAACUCUCUAAUCUCAGUCAGCAUUACAGGGAAAGUGAAUGAAUAUAAAAUAAAUAAUCUCACUCCGUAUACUACUUAUGAAAUAUAUGUAGCUGCUGGAAGUUAUUCUAGCUUUAGAUUUGGUGAAUUUGGUGAAGAGAGUAUUACUUCGUUCCUAACAUCUGAAGUAGGUGUGUAUUAAAAGAUAUGCGUUAUUGCGUUUUUCUGCAAGGCGAAACAUGGUUCCUUUGUACACUCGAAAUGUCUACUUCAGUUAAUACAUAAAAUUUCAAUAAAAGCAUCUGUUUAUAUAUACACUUUAGCUCCAAGCGGUCCACCAUUGAACAUCACAACCACAUCAAGAAGUGCAUCGUCAUUGUCUUUCACUUGGGAUCCUCCUGACACAACUAAACAAAAUGGUGUCAUUAUCAGUUAUACAGCGUGUGUUUCACAUUCAGAAAAUGGUGCUUGCUUUCAGACAUUUGUCACAAGUGAAAGAAAGUGGCUCGUCGGAAAUUUGAAUCCAUUAACAAGAUAUUAUGUUCGUAUUCUUGCAAGUACUAAAGUUGGUCAUGGAAACUACAGUGAAAGUGAAGGAUUUUUUACGAAUGGAAGUAAGUACAACACACAUGUCGUAUAUCGUAUAUAUAUCGCUAUUUUCCGGUUUGUGACCCUAAAAAAAUGUCUGUUACAAUUUGGCUUAGUCAUUUUAUGUCGUUUUAGUAAAGAGUUGUUCCAAUCGCAUUUAGCACAUAAAAAGAUAAGAUAUAGACAACAUCACUGCCGAAUCUGAAUAAAGAUCUAUAUUUUACGUUUUGAUAUUUGAUAACAGUUCACUUUAAUUUUUCCUACAGAACCGGCUGAAGAGGCCAUUGCUGAAACAUCAAGUACACUGACAUUUUCAUUGAAAAUUCCAUCAAAAACGUUUGUGUAAGUAUAUUUGACUUUUUCAUGCAAAAAAAUAGUUAAUAAUUAUUAUAUAAUAUAUCAUUUGGUUUAUAUGAAGAAGGCAAAUUUUGAUUGAUAGAUAUUUCUACGUGGUGGCUUUGAAAUUAAAAGAUGGCAAAGAGCCUGCAUCAUCUGACAGUUACGAGGACAACGAGUUAGUGACGUAUGCCGAGGCGGAAAAAUCGAGCAAUCCGAAACCUUAUAUUGCCGCAGUAGUUACAUCCAGCGGUGUUGAUGGAAACAUGUUUGUACUUGGUGAUGGCAGAAAUACAGAUGAUUCAACUUCACGAAAACGGAGGUCAACUACAAGUGAUUAUUUUAAUGGUCCGUUGGAGCCUGUCACUAGUUAUAGUGUUUUUCAAAGGAUUAUUAUCAAUGAAAUGGUAUGGUAUUGGGUGGGGUGUGGGGACAGCGAACUUUCAGUUGAACGCACUGAUCUCAAAAUUGGGCUGGAUUAUAGAUCCAAUAGCGGCCAUAUCGCCAUAGAUAUUCCGUGGGCAUUGCAGGAAAAGUUCAGGCAAACGAAAGGGCAAAUUGAAGCUUACUAUAUAAUGGGGGCAAAUCUCAGUUGAUAUACCCGAAACCUAAAACCAAGAAAAUUUUUUUUCACCUUUUGGCUGCAAUUCAAGUAUUCAAUCCUGGUUUUAUCCACAAUCCUCACUGUUUUACAUUUAUUUGUGGCGAAAAAUUAAGCAAAUAGACCUUGUGCAUAAUGACGUCACAAGGCCCGCGAGGAAUGCUGGUCUUAAUAGUCAUCGCCAGAGCAAUAAAUUAUUUUCUUCUUUACUAUAGGGUGAAUAUUACUCCACUGACUGGAGUCCUCCUUCAAAAACGAGUGAAGAUACAGGUAUAUUUCUUCCAUGUAAUUUGAUACUGAUUAUUAGGUUAGAUUAUACAAUUACUUUAUGGUUUCCGUGUUUGGAUGGCCUGAUCCAAACACGCGGGAAUGUUGCGAGAGUUAAGAAAAGCG
This is a messenger RNA of Paramuricea clavata, 3769 nucleotides long. NCBI's taxonomy places the organism in Eukaryota, Metazoa, Cnidaria, Anthozoa, Malacalcyonacea, Plexauridae. The record is from the annotation of a GenBank genome assembly.